GGAGUUUGGUGCUUAGGGAAAAAGCAGAUGCACUAUUGGGAGUCCUGUAUAGAGCAGAAGCCAUUGGAGAGGGGACUAGGGUUCCCCUUGGGAGAAAUCAGGGGCCAAGAUUAGCUUGAGUGGGAACUUGGUGUUUCAGGUCAAGGCUGGGUGAAUCUGGUUAGGAUUCCUUUCCUCUAAAGGCCUUCUGCAGUACUGCAGGGUUUGGCAUCAACCCUCAAGGAGCUGGGAGAGGCAAUCGGGCUGGAGCCAGAAACUAACCAGUAAGGUGCAGGCACUUGGGGAGGGCAUAGCUUUGAAGUCUCACCUGGGGCCUGGCUGCUCUUCCUGAGCGAGGCUCGGAGCUGUCUCCCCUGCCACGUGAAUGCCUGCGCUCACCCGGACCUGGGACCCCGAGAUGCAAGCGUUCCCCAGUCCAGCAACCGCGGGGCCCAGGUGACGCUCUUGGCGCUUUCUAUUGGGCAAGAUGGACAACGGCACUGGGCUACCUGUGGAAGAGAACUCUACCAUCCAAAGUACUAUGCUAACCUCCCAAAUGGCUGAGGGGUUGCUACAUACUAGCACCCUCCCAUUUGCUGACCCAGGCUUUCCCACCAGUGGAGAUGGCCUUCAUCUCAGCAGGGCCUGGAACAGCUCUCAGGGCUCCAAACAGCUCUUCCUCACCACCCCCCUUGCCCGGGGCAUCUCAGGAUUGUUUGUGUGGUCAGCCCUGGUGCUGACCUGCCACCAGAUCUACCUACACCUGAGAUUCUACACUGUGCCCAAUGAACAGCGUUAUAUCAUUCGCCUCCUCUUCAUUGUCCCCAUCUAUGCCUUUGACUCCUGGCUCAGCCUCCUCCUCCUCGGAAGCCACCAAUACUAUGUCUAUUUCAACUCAGUGAGGGACUGCUAUGAAGCAUUUGUCAUAUACAGUUUCCUGAGCCUCUGCUUUGAGUACCUAGGAGGCGAGAGUGCCAUCAUGGCUGAGAUCCGUGGGAAGCCUAUCAAGUCCAGCUGUUUCUAUGGUACCUGCUGUCUGCAGGGGAUGUUCUAUUCCAUUGGUUUUCUUCGGUUCUGCAAACAGGCCACGCUCCAGUUUUGUAUUGUGAAGCCCAUCAUGGCUCUGACCACCAUUAUCCUGCAGGGGGUUGGCAAAUACAAUGAUGGAGAUUUUAAUCCCCGCAGUGGCUAUCUCUACGUGACCAUUGUCUAUAACUUCUCGGUGAGCCUGGCCCUCUACGCCCUCUUCCUCUUCUACUUUGCCACCAGUGACCUUCUCCGACCCUUUGAGCCCGUCCUCAAGUUUCUCACCAUCAAAGCUGUCAUCUUUCUCUCCUUCUGGCAAGGGAUGCUGUUGGCCAUCCUGGAAAAGUGUGGGGUGAUCCCAGAGGUGCAGAUCAUUGAUGGGAAUGAGGUGGGGGCUGGGACAGUGGCUGCUGGCUACCAGAACUUCAUCAUCUGCAUUGAGAUGCUCUUUGCCUCUAUUGCCUUACGCUAUGCCUUCACGUGCCAGGUGUACUCAGAGAAGAAGGAAGACUCACCAGUGACAGUGGCUCCCAUGCAGAGUAUUUCCAGUGGGCUCAAGGAAACCAUAAGCCCUCAAGACAUCGUCCAGGAUGCCAUCCACAACUUCUCGCCUACUUACCAGCAGUACACUCAGCAAUCUAUGCAGGAGGUCAAAAUACAGGGGCAAAAUGGGAACACGACCUCUACUUCCCAUCCUCCUGGGGGCAAGAAGAACAAAAACAUAGAAAAGAGGAUGUUAAUCCUUUCAGAUGAGCUGUAG
Phascolarctos cinereus (koala) is the source of this 1765-nucleotide messenger RNA. It is a transcript of the gene TMEM184A, whose product is annotated as transmembrane protein 184A. NCBI's taxonomy places the organism in Eukaryota, Metazoa, Chordata, Mammalia, Diprotodontia, Phascolarctidae. The record is from RefSeq and is a predicted model, not a curated record.